UUUUUCUCAGCUCCUUAUGGAAAGGGGUCACGUAAUAAAUAACACUGUGCACGGUCUACUUCUAUUCCUGCACCAUCAUGGCGCUUCCGCAUCGUCACAUCCCCAUGUUUCGCUACAUCUGCACGACCUUCCUCCCGGCAUGCUUUGCGCCGCUGCCCAGCGCUAGGCUGCAGCGAUUUGAUUCUAUUGGUUGCUGCGCUCUGGCCGGAAGUUGUCUUUGUUCCCCGGCAAAUUUAAAUGUUCCUUCCGUCAGAUGUAGUAGGCUCUGCCCAGUGUCCUGCGGAGCAGCGGCGGCUCAUUGACUGUACGUGCUGCGGAUCGGAGCCGGUGACAGACCUUUUGCUUAGAAAUUGAGACCUAAAGAUAUGGCUAUGGACGAUUAUGAGGAACUACUCAAGCAUUACGAACUACAUGAGACCAUCGGUACAGGAGGAUUUGCUAAAGUUAAGCUUGCAACUCAUCUUCUGACUGGUGAGAAAGUAGCCAUCAAGAUCAUGGACAAGGAGUCUCUAGGGGAUGAUUUACCUCGCGUCAAGACAGAAAUUGAUGCAAUGAAGAAUUUGAGCCAUCAACAUGUUUGUAGACUCUAUAAUGUUAUUGAGACCCCAAAGAAGAUGUUCAUGGUUCUCGAGUACUGUCCAGGUGGGGAACUAUUUGAUUACAUUAUUGCUAAAGACCGCCUAACCGAAGAAGAAGCCAGGGUGUUUUUUCGGCAGAUUGUAUCUGCUGUUGCAUAUAUUCACAGCGAAGGAUAUGCACACAGAGAUCUAAAACCAGAAAAUCUUCUUAUUGAUGAGGAUCAUAACUUGAAACUAAUAGACUUUGGGCUCUGUGCAAAGCCAAAGGGAGGAAUGGAUUAUCACUUAAUGACCUGUUGUGGAAGCCCAGCAUAUGCAGCUCCUGAACUUAUACAGGGGAAAGCUUAUAUUGGCUCUGAGGCAGACAUAUGGAGCAUGGGAGUGCUGAUGUACGCUCUAAUGUGUGGCUAUCUUCCAUUUGAUGAUGACAAUGUCAUGGUCUUGUAUAAAAAGAUUAUGAGGGGUAAAUAUGACAUCCCCAAAUGGCUUUCACCUGGGAGUGUGCUUCUGCUUAGUCAAAUGCUUCAGGUGGAUCCCAAGAGAAGGAUUUCAGUGAAGCAUCUUUUGAAACAUCCAUGGCUCAUGCAAGGUUACCACUGCCCUGUGGAAUGGUAUAGUAAAUUCCCUCUUGGCUACAUGGAUGAAGACUGCAUUACGGAGCUAUCUGUAUAUUACAAGCGCAGUAAAGGGAGCAUGUCUGGUCUGAUCUCUGAGUGGAAUUAUGAUCAGACUACUGCCACCUAUCUACUGCUUCAAACCAAGAAGAGUCGCGGAAAGCCUGUUCGAUUAGUACGCUCUUCAGCUGCUCUUGAGCCCUCCGUUUCAAGCUUUAAGGAGCUUAGGGCACGAAACAAGUUAAAUUUUGAAGAAGCGGAAAAUGGUGAACUGCCGUAUGUUUUUGGAUCCAUGGAUUUCUCAGAUGAUGAUGAAAUGUUUUUUGAAGACUGCACAUACAGUGGGGUAGAACCGCUCACUAUAAAAGAGCGCACUAAAUUCCGUGCUGAAUUGAAUAGUGGGGAUUCUGCACCUUCAACACCAUUGAAGCAAAAGGCUUAUAUAAGCAUAGCGGAUGAUAAAGAAAAUGCCAGCGCCAAGAAAUCAAAGUAUGAAGGUCCAUUUUUACAUCCAGCGCCAUGGACUCCUAGCACUAAGAGGAAGGGUAUACUUACAACCCCCAACAACAACAUUCUGGCACCAGGAAAAGAAAAAUAUUCUACAGACAAGGACACUCCUAUAAAGAGAGCUGCUCAGGCCAGCAGUGAGACUACCUCUGGAAUAAGUCCAGAUAGACGCUGUCGCUCAGUGGAUCUGGACUUGAAUCAAGCACAUCUGGAUAGUGCUCAGAAGAAAAAAGGUGCAAAGGUAUUUGGGAGUCUGGAAAGAGGACUUGAUAAAGUAAUAACUAUGUUAACGCCAAGCAAACGAAAAGGAUGCACAAGAGAUGGACCCAGAAAGCUCAGGGCACAUUACAAUGUAACCAUGACAAAUCUGCUGAAUCCUGACCAGCUGCUGAAUGAAAUAGUCAGAGUGCUGCCACAGAAGAAUGUUGACUAUGUACAGAAAGGGUAUACGUUGAAAUGUAAAACUCAGUCGGACUUUGGAAAGGUGACAAUGCAAUUUGAACUAGAAGUGUGCCAACUAAACAAGCCCGAUGUAGUAGGAGUAGGGAUCAGAAGACAGCGGCUUAAAGGUGAUGCCUGGGUAUACAAGAGACUAGUAGAAGACAUUCUGUCAAGCUGCAAGGUUACAGUCGUCUAGGAACUAUGGAGAAUUGUUUCACAGUGUACAUAAAAUAUCCGUCUAAUAUCCCUGUUCUGUAUUAUAGUCUGUAAACUAAAUGUCUGGGAUCUAGCUAGCUAUGGGAGUCCUAAUCAUGUAGAUACUUGUAAAGUAAAAUUCUGUCUUUUUAAUUGUGACCUUUUUAUAAAUGUUUGUCAUUUGUUCCAUUUAAAAUAAAAAUAAUUUUACCAAUAUCGGAGUGUCUGUUAACAGUCCUUGCACCCACAUCUCCAUAGAUGUAGCCGUGGCAAUCUCCCCUCUGAACAUGGACUGUUUGCUAGGACAUGGGUGUUGGCGCAUUUGCAUAAUUCUUUAGCUGUCUUUGGUUCUUAAGUAGGAUUUAUUGAGGUCGUUAAUUAAGCCACAGCUGUGGUUACUAGAGUUAAACUGUAUGCUCAAUAUGUGGAGAGAAAUAGGAUUGACUCCAAGAAAUGUAUUCUUCAGUCAACAAAAUGCCAGGCUUCCAACUAUGAAGCUGAAUGCCUUGUAAUGAAAUGUAAAUUCAUUACUUUGGUCUAAGACCAAUGCGUAAUGAUCAGAACUGUGAAUGCUUCUUGCUAAUCUCUCAUGAAAGGUCAUCAAAGCCUUCACAUUACUAUCCUUGUAGU
Hyla sarda is the source of this 2965-nucleotide messenger RNA. RefSeq names its product maternal embryonic leucine zipper kinase (gene MELK). The coding region runs from base 366 to 2336 and encodes 656 amino acids. Gene Ontology annotation, cellular component: cytoplasm. Gene Ontology annotation, biological process: microtubule cytoskeleton organization; intracellular signal transduction; protein phosphorylation. Gene Ontology annotation, molecular function: ATP binding; tau-protein kinase activity; protein serine/threonine kinase activity. The record is from RefSeq and is a predicted model, not a curated record. The transcript is spliced from 18 exons. Lineage: Eukaryota; Metazoa; Chordata; Amphibia; Anura; Hylidae.